This is a messenger RNA of Alternaria postmessia, 1410 nucleotides long. RefSeq lists its product as uncharacterized. The record is from RefSeq and is a predicted model, not a curated record. The coding region runs from base 1 to 1410 and encodes 469 amino acids. The transcript has a single exon. Lineage: Eukaryota; Fungi; Ascomycota; Dothideomycetes; Pleosporales; Pleosporaceae.
AUGCAAACGCCACCUCCAACGAGGGACGCUUCGUCUAGGAGGAGCGUGCAACAAAGUGGCGGAACUGAGGUAGCCACUCCAGCUACUGUGGUGCAUAGAACGCCCAGCCAAUUGCCGGAAUCAUCAGGCGGACUUUUCAACCAGACUCCGUAUGGUUUCGCCGACUUGCAGUACACUCCGCACAUGAUGCAGUUUCCCAGCCAUGGGCCAAUGUCUGCGCCGCCUAUGCCUCAAUCAAAGCUGUUCUGGGAUCCAGCUAACGAUGGCAUGCAAAUGGAUCUAGAUGUACCGCUAGGCGUUGAUCCCUUUGGUCCUACCCCACAUAGGCCACAGCACGAUAUGAACUGGCAGGCGAUGAAUCAAGCUAACAUGAUGCAAACGCCGGCAUUCCAAAGCUUUCAAGCGUCUCCCAUGCCAGCGUCUUUUGCAAAUACACCAUCACAGAGACAAGGUUCAAGACCUGGCUCGUUCGUGUAUACGUCUGCUGGUGUUGACCCCAACAUGCUGCUCAGCUUCUCGAAUCCCGACAUGACUUCUUCUUUUGGGAACAUGCCAGAUCAUCCCUUUCUGGACAUGUCACGGCAACCGUACGAGACACAAUUGCGCGAUGCACAAAACGAGAGGGAGAUGGCGAAGAAGUCAAGGAGCCAGCAUUCGCGCAGCAACACAGCUUCUUCAACCGGAUCGGCAGAGAACGCCAAACCUGUACUGCAGCGAAGCAAUACAGACGGUGGAAUAAUGGCAGCCAAAUCACUUGCGAUGGAUCCUCGGACAUCAAUUCCAGCCAAUGCAUCAACGAUACCCCGUCGUUCAUCACCGCUGAAGCGUCAAGGCGGCGGAGCGCUCAAAUCGAUACCGGAGCUGAGAAGACCUCGGACAAGACUCAUCAUCGACGAGACAGGUCGAGCUCGGACAGAGACUGUGCAUGCUGGAGAUGACGAAGAGACUCCCAAGAAUAAGCGGCAGACAUCUCAGCAAGAUCUUAGACGCCAAUAUCCUGGGCUUUAUGAGGAUGAUGAAAGCGAAUCUGAAGACGACGAGCCGGCUCCGGUCAUCAGUCGGAACUCUUCUUUCGCCAUACCACAACCUGAACGCCGAGCUGCGAAACACGCUCGAGCAGAUAGCGGCGGACUCGAAAGACCCGCUUCCUUCAAGAUGGCACGAUCCGUCUCUGCCUCAAGGGUUGCACCUGAUGCUCUCUCCAAGGCCUCAUUUGAGCUUCUUAGAUCCACGCGGAGGUCCGCCACCGACAAUAACACCACCCGUCGAUUCAGCGCAAUGGAACGUCCUAUGUCUUCCGCUCACCCCGAGGACCACCACAUGCCCGACUCCCCCGGCGACGCCCUAGGUGCCCUGAAAAAGGUCGUAGGCGCUCGCCAACAACGCAUUGGUAGGAUAGCCACGCGCUGA